CGCACAGACACGCGCACGGCUUACGUCACAAUGAUUAAAUACGACUCCCCGUUUGUGGUGAGCCGUCACAAUAAGUAGUGGUCACACACUGGCCAAGGCUUUCUCUGCAGACCUUUAGCUGCACUUAAGGUGGAUCUUUGAAAAAAAACAAUUAAGGCAUCUUUACAUGGACAUACCCAAAGAAGUGGAGGUGGCGGAGAAGGUGGUGAAAUGGGACAACAAAAUUCAGUACUUGCUCACAGUCAUUGGAUUUGCAGUUGGACUGGGAAACAUAUGGAGGUUUCCCUUCCUGUGCCAAAUUUACGGAGGAGGAGCGUUCCUCAUCCCGUACCUGUUGGCGCUGGUGUUUGAGGGCAUCCCCCUGCUGUACCUGGAGUUGGCUGUGGGACAGAGGCUGCGCAAAGGGAGCAUCGGCGUAUGGACGUCCAUUUCACCUUUUCUGGGUGGAGUGGGCAUUGCCUCCAUGAUCGUGUCUUUCCUGGUGGCUCUCUUCUACAACGCCGUCCUAGCUUGGGUGCUCUGGUACUUGUACAACUCGCUCCUAAGCCCGCAGCCAUGGAGCCAGUGUCCCCAGGAUCAGCAAAAUGCGACGGCAGAAUGUAAGACGAGCACUCCAGCCAACUACUUCUGGUACCGUGAGACGCUGAACAUCACGCCGGACAUCGAGACCAGCGGGCCUCUGCAGUGGAAGUUGGUGAUCUGCCUGACCUGCGCCUGGUUGAUGCUCUACCUCUGUUUCAUCAAAGGGAUCAAGUCAAUGGGAAAGGCUGUGUAUGUGACAACCCCUCUGCCUUACAUCGUCCUGACCAUCUUCCUGAUCCGUGCCCUCACCCUGCCCGGAGCUACAGAUGGACUGGUCUAUCUCUUCACUCCUGAUUGGGGGAUACUCAAGGACCCUCAAGUGUGGUUAGACGCCGCAACACAGAUCUUCUUCUCUCUGUCGGUAGCAUUUGGAGGUCUGAUAGCGUUCUCCAGCUACAAUAACCAGCUAAACAACUGCGAGAAGGAUGCAGUCAUGGUGGGAAUAAUAAACAGUGCCACAUCCCUUUACGCAUCCAUCUCCGUCUUUUCCAUCCUGGGCUUUAAAGCCAACAAUGCCUUGAACAGCUGCAGAGAAGAAAACAUCCAUUUUUUGAAGAGCACCUUGGUUUUUGCGUCCGAGAAUAUAACAACAGAAAACUACGAUGACGAGCUGGAGUACAUGGCUUCGGCGUUUCCUGUUGAGAUGAGCAAACUGAAUCUGAAAUCAUGUGACCUAAAAACCUUCCUAGACCAGAGCGCUUCAGGAACCGGCCUGGCGUUCAUCACGUUCACCGAAGCAGUGCUGGAGAUGCCUGGAUCACAAUUAUGGGCGGCGUUGUUCUUCCUGAUGCUCUUCAGCUUAGGGCUGUCCUCCAUGUUUGGCAUCUUUGAGGGAGUCCUUAAAUCUUUCCAUGACCUCAACCUGGUGCCUAAAUGUGUCCCCAAUGAACUUUUUACAGGUGUGGUCUGCUUACUCUCCCUUUUGGUGUCUCUCAUCUUCACCAUGGGCUCUGGGAACUACUGGGUGGGGAUCUUCAACAGCUACGUGGGCUCCAUCCCCCUGCUCAUUGUUGCAUUUUUUGAAGUGGUCGGAGUCGUUUAUGUCCACGGAUUGAAAGAGUUCACUGAAGACAUCUUCUUCAUGACUGGGAAGACGCCCAAUAUUUACUGGAGGAUUUGCUGGAGUUACAUCAGUCCCAUAAUGCUCUUCGUGGUUCUGGUGGCGUAUGUGGUCCUCGAGGCAAAGAAUCAGCCCACAUACGGCGCGUGGAACCCUGCUUAUGAAUUAUUUCCCCAAACGGAGGUGAAGACCUACCCAGACUGGGUGUUUGCCAUCAUCAUCCUCGUUUGUUUGCUGCCUGUGAUUUCCAUCCCGCUGGUGGCUCUCUACAACCUCAUCAGGGUGUGUUACGCCCACCCUAAUGUCACCCUGUACAAGUUUGAGAUGUUCGAAACACCAGCCUGGGUGCAGCGACGAGCUAAUCACCAGCUUUCAAACGUGGAAAUCAAUUAAAAGGCCAAAUGUGGCCUGUGAAAAUCUACAGUAUUUGUCCUACAAAUUUUGAUUCCACAACUAUGAAAUACAGGGGCAAGUGUCGGCAUCAGAUUUUCCGCAGACGUGGUUUACCUUCGCUGAUGACAUUUCUGUGACUUUCAUGGAAAAAUACCACUAAGUGUAAACCAAAGUCCAUGUCUGGCAGGCGCAUGUGCCCGCACACAUUAAGUAGUAAAAUAGCCUGGAGCAUUUUCAAUUACCCAUCUUUAUUGAUCCAGUGGGGGCCAGGUUUACUGUGUUUUAUGACAAGUGGGUCAUCAAUAAAGAGCUUUUUGCCUCUG
Molecule: messenger RNA, 2358 nt
Organism: Doryrhamphus excisus (bluestripe pipefish)
Lineage: Eukaryota; Metazoa; Chordata; Actinopteri; Syngnathiformes; Syngnathidae
Product: sodium-dependent neutral amino acid transporter B(0)AT3-like
Biological process (GO): sodium ion transmembrane transport; nitrogen compound transport; amino acid transport
Cellular component (GO): plasma membrane
Source: RefSeq, a predicted model, not a curated record